AUGGCUGCUGCUAAGAUAGAGACCGCUGCUGAAAUUGCUGCCCACGGCGCCCCUCCCCCCGCACCAGUGCAGACCCAGAGCUACCGCGAAAGCCGGCCGCAGAUAGUCGGUCCCGAGUCACCUCAACCACCGUUCCCCAUCCACCUCUCUGGGCUGGUUCAGCGUGGCUUUGGCAGAGGGGGGAAAGACCUGGGAUGUCCUACAGCCAAUCUGCCUGAUGAAUCUAUUUCGCCACUGAGCUCUGUCGCUCGUACCGGUGUGUACUAUGGGUAUGCGCAGGUGAUCCCCCCUGCAGGGGAAGAUAGACCCCUGCUUGAAGACGAGGUGAAGGUGCUUCCCAUGGUCAUGAGCUUAGGGUGGAACCCGUUCUAUCAUAACGAACGGUUGACUGCUGAGAUUCAUAUCAUGCAUGCCUUCAAGUCGGAUUUCUAUGGAUUCGAAUUGCGGGCGGUGGUGCUUGGUUACAUACGACCAGAGCUAGAUUAUGUCUCCCGAGAGGCCCUCAUAGCAGAUAUCGAAACGGACAAGAGUGUUGCGCUCAACAGCUUGAAACGACCGGACUAUCAGAAAUUCGCGGUAGACUCUCAUUUCCAACUUUCGUGA
Molecule: messenger RNA, 603 nt
Organism: Pleurotus ostreatus (oyster mushroom)
Lineage: Eukaryota; Fungi; Basidiomycota; Agaricomycetes; Agaricales; Pleurotaceae
Gene: FMN1
Product: riboflavin kinase
Exons: 4
Coding region: 1-603 (200 amino acids)
Biological process (GO): FMN biosynthetic process; riboflavin biosynthetic process
Cellular component (GO): mitochondrion
Molecular function (GO): riboflavin kinase activity
Source: RefSeq, a predicted model, not a curated record